This is a messenger RNA of Bicyclus anynana (squinting bush brown), 3362 nucleotides long. Its product is annotated as multiple C2 and transmembrane domain-containing protein. The coding region runs from base 982 to 2241 and encodes 419 amino acids. Gene Ontology annotation, molecular function: calcium ion binding. NCBI's taxonomy places the organism in Eukaryota, Metazoa, Arthropoda, Insecta, Lepidoptera, Nymphalidae. Gene Ontology annotation, cellular component: synaptic vesicle membrane. Gene Ontology annotation, biological process: regulation of neurotransmitter secretion. The transcript is spliced from 12 exons. The record is from RefSeq and is a predicted model, not a curated record.
CACUUCGCUAAACUACAUGAAAAAAUACAAAACAAGUAUGAUGAAAUGCAAAAGAAACUUGAGAAAUCACGAUCCAUUGAUGCGUUGACAACCCUAAACGGUGAUUAUGAUUACAAACAAAAAAAAUAUGUCAGUGUGUGUGAUUUAAGUGAAGCGGUUGACGAUUUGUGUACUAGUGAAAUUGAAAAAAAGGAUAACCAUAAUGUUCAAACUAUCACAUUCUUAGAGAAACCAAAAGAAGUUACAUUUCAAGAAGUCAUUAUUAAGGAGGCUUUUGUUGCUGAAACUGACUCAUUAUUAAGUAUUAGCGACAAAUUUGAUAGUGAAAAUGAGGGUGAUAGUUCAAUUGAUAACAACCAUAGCGGUAGUUUUUUUGGAAAUAAUGAUUUUAAGACGAGCCUUGAAUCGUUAAAUGAGACAAAAGAGAGUGAUGAAUCAUCUGAUCCAAUUACACCAAUAAGUAAAUCAAUUAGAAGUAAAAUAAAAUUAAGGCUAAAAAAGAGACAUAAAGAAAAGGAACUAAAAGAAAAAUGCAGACAAAAAGAACCCCGAGCCAAAGUUGAAAAAUAUAUUUUAUCUAAUACCGCUAAGUAUAAUAUAAUAAAGACAAGCAAAAAAAUCAAAAUAGCAACUGUUACAAUUGCUCUAAUUGAAGUCACAGGAUUAGAUGAAACUCUCGAUGAAAAAGCCCGUGUAUUAUUAUUCCGAUUUAGGUAAAUAAACAAUUACUGCAUUUAGUUUUAUUUCAAUAGAGAACAAUAUAAAUAAUUGCGUCUUUGUUUACCUUUUAGGUUAGGUUCUGAAAAGCGAAAAUCAAAAGCCGUUAAAUCUUAUACUAAACUAGUCAAAUUUCAAGAGUUAUUUAAUUUUAGUUUAAUCGAAGAUGAAUAUAUAUUAGACAUAACGUUAUGGGAUAGAGAAGUACUUAUCGGCAGGAGUUCCUUAGAUCUGUCUCAACUAGAUAAAGAGAAAACUCUUAAAAUGAACAUUCACUUAGAAGGAGAAUUAAAAAAUAUUCAAACUAUGAUUCUUUUAACCAUAAGUGGUACAACCAUGUUAAAUACUAUUUAUAAUGACAACGAAGAUGAAAGAAAGCACACGGAAUAUUUAUUACAGAAAAAAUAUAAUUGGUACCGGCUUUGUGAUGAGUUUUCAAACGUCGGUUUUCUUCAGGUUAUAGUUUAUGGAGCAAAAGGCUUAUCAGGCCAUGAUUGUUAUUGCAUUUUAAAGCUUAAUUACCAUAGACUGCAGACACAAACAGAUUACAAAACUAAUGAGCCUAGUUGGAUGAAGAUAUUUUCAUUUACAGUAACAGAUAUCACUUCUAUUUUAGAAGUGAUUAUUAUUGACGAAAAGAAAUGCGAAGAAGUUGGAAGGAUUUUUAUGCCACUACUAAAAAUACAACCAGGAAAAAGAUGGUAUGCACUCAAAGAUAGCAUACUUAAAGAAAAAGCCAGAGGCAAUAAUCCAAGAAUUUUAUUAGAAAUGAACGUAGCUUGGAAUCUUAUAAAAGGUGCAGUUCGAGUGAUAAAUCCAAAAGAACCAAAUUACCUAGAGACAGAUGAAAAGUUAGAUAGGCAUGUUUUUUCAAGGAAUCUAACAAGAGCCAAAGCUGUUACAAGAUGGAUUAUUGACACUUUUAAAAUAUACAAAACCUGCUUUGAAUGGGAAUCAACAAAAUUAAACGUAGCGUCUCUCAUCCUGUGGCUCACAUUCUGUUUUUACGCUAAAAUGUGGAUGAUGCCCUUACUGUUUCUUAUACCAUUUUUUUGGUAUAAGCCUGAGGGAUAUACUUUAAUAGAUUGGAAGUCAAAGCUUAUGGAUGAAAUCACACCUGAAAAUAACGUCGAUACCAAAAAUGAAAAGGAGGAUAAUAAAAACACGUCUUUAAGACAAAAAAUAAAUAGUCUUCAAGAAAUUAUUCAAUCUAUCCAAAACAUACUUGGAAAAUUUGCAAGUACUGGUGAAAGUAUAAAAAAUUUAUUCAACUUUACUGUUCCCUUCGUCAGUUUUUUGGCUAUAUUUUUCAUCGUGGUUGUCUCAUUUGUCAUGUACUUGAUACCUUUUAACUACAUUUGCAUGAUAUGGGCUGUCAAUAAAUUUAUGAAAAAUAUAUUUCGACCUAACAGAAUUCGUAAUAAUGAAAUGAUGGAUUUGCUCUCUCGAGUUCCUGAUGACGAAACUUUGAUGGAGUGUGAAGAUUUACCUCUCAGCCAUAUAUCCGACGAUAAUGAAAAUUGAUAGAGAAAGAUCUGAAUUUAAAAGAAUCUUUUUAUGCAAAAGUAAAUGUGAGACAUCUUUAUAUAAAAUGUACGGAGUACAAAAAUUUAUUCCAUUUUAUUUAUAAUAUUCUAUUUUAAGAAAAUAUUUUUUUAAGUCUAUAAAUAAGUUUGCUAUAAAAAUGUUAUAAACAUUAAAUGUUUUUUUCAUUACAAUCGGCUAAUUUAGUAGGUCAGGUAGUUAACCGUAAUACCGGAAUCAAGUCUGAGUUCCUUUUGAUAAAAAUAAAAAUAUUUUUAUUUUGGAAAGUAUACUGUCAUGGCCGGACUGAUAAUAUUGAUCUGCUUGAUUUUAUUAUCAGUGAUUAAUUACGUUCUACCUAACAUUUUUAGAGGUGACGAACCAAGCCGUAGAUUAAAAAAAAAUGUUGUCGUGAUGCGUGUUUAUUUUAAUGUUUUACUGAAGUUCCAUUCGUCAUCAUCAACCCAUAUUCGGCUCACUGCUGAGCUCGAGUCUCCUCUCAGAAUGAGAGGGGCAAGGCCAUUAGUCCACCACGUUGGCCCAAUGCGGAUUGGCAGACUUCACACAUGCAGAGAAUUAAGACAAUUCUCUGGAAUGCAGGUUUCCUCACGAUGUUUUCCUUCACCGAUUGAGACACGUGAAAAUAAUUUCUUAAAAUACACACAACUGAAAAGUUGGAGGUGCAUGCCCGGACUUACUCUUCUUUAAGAGAAAUGUUUAUACAAAAAUAUAUGAUUAUUAUUUAUUCACUAUUAAUCCCAUAAUUAUAUUCAAUUAUUCAACAACAUCAAAAAUAGAUGAGUGAUAAAAAUUAAUGAGUUGGCUUAAUUUCUUUUAUCUAGCAUAUCCUGGACUUAAGCGGCUCUAGUGCUAUUAUUGUUCAAAGUAAUUAUGUUUAUAAUAAAUUAAAAAGCAUUAUUAGUAGAUUUGUACUUCCGUGUUAAUGUUGUUUUGUUGUAUCAAGCACUAAAUUUUUGCAUGUUAUCGAUUGCCUGUCCGAUCCUAACUUUUGAUCAAUUGUAAGUUUUAAUUGAUGAUCUAUAACAAUUUAUCAAUGCACUUGAAAUACCUAAUCACUUUUAUACACCUAUACUAAUCGAUUUAGAUCUACGUCAUACUCU